This is a messenger RNA of Erythranthe guttata (spotted monkey flower), 3374 nucleotides long. RefSeq names its product D-alanine-D-alanine ligase family. Gene Ontology annotation, molecular function: D-alanine-D-alanine ligase activity; ATP binding; metal ion binding. Gene Ontology annotation, cellular component: chloroplast. NCBI's taxonomy places the organism in Eukaryota, Viridiplantae, Streptophyta, Magnoliopsida, Lamiales, Phrymaceae. The record is from RefSeq and is a predicted model, not a curated record.
CUUAUUCAGUGAAGAUGACGAAAGAGAUUCCACCCACCUGAAUUAAUUAACUUCUCUGAUGAUUGCUAAUUUAUCGCUUCUCCCAGCACUUUUGUUUCAAAUUCAAUCCCACCAUUUACAUAUUUUAUUUGAGUUCGUCCUCAAUCUUUGAUUAAUAAACAUGGAAAAAGACAGACUAGUGCAAGAUUCAAGACUGCAAUCCAAUAAACGCACUCCACGCCAACCCACCCUCGCUGCCGGCCAAAUAUAUAUAUAAUACUCCGGUUAUAUAUAUAUGUAUGUAUACACCUCUACGUAUGACACCAUCUCCGGUUAGUCCACUCCGUACGUGCUAACUCCUCUUCUCAGCUCCAAUGGCUUCUUCUUCUUCUUCCGCCGCUUUGAACCCAACCCUCUUCCGCAAUAACAAGGGCUCGCUGCCUCCCUUCUCUACUCGCCGUCACGGGUUUCUGAAUUUUCCGUCAAACCCCACCGCCUCCUCCUCGAAGCGGAGUUUGAACUGCGAACGCCGUUUUUGCGGCGUCGGGGUGGUGAAAGCUUCUGCCACAACGGCGGAGCCGGAGGUGGCCCGUGAUCGCACCGCCGGUGAUGAAGGUAGGAGGGUUUUGAGAGUCGGACUCAUCUGCGGCGGCCCUUCCGCCGAGCGCGGAAUUUCGCUCAAUUCUGCCCGCUCUGUGCUCGAUCAUAUUCAGGGGGAUGAUUUGCAUGUCAGCGCAUAUUACAUUGACUGCAAUCUCAAACCCUACGCCAUAUCCUCUGCUCAGGUUUACUCGAACACACCUGCAGAUUUUGAUUUCAAACUCGAAAGCCUCGCUCACGGUUUCGAAUCAUUGUCUGAUUUUGUCGAACACCUUGCCACCUCCGUGGACAUAGUAUUUCCGGUUAUACAUGGCCGUUUCGGUGAAGAUGGUGGCAUUCAAGAGCUGUUGGAGAAAUCAAAUAUCCCAUUUGUUGGGACGCAGUCAAAUGAAUGUCGCAAAGCAUUUGAUAAGUAUGAUGCAUCUUCGGAGCUUGACAAACAAGGGUUUGUUACUGUACCCAGUUUCUUAAUACAGGGAAGUGAAUUGGAAGAAACUGAGCUGUCAACGUGGUUCCUCACAAAUAAUAUCGAUGUCGAACAAGGAAAAGUUGUGGUGAAGCCAACAAGAGCAGGAUCAAGCAUCGGAGUUACCGUUGCUUAUGGCGUUACCGAUUCUCUGACAAAAGCUAAUGCAAUUAUAUCAGAGGGAAUUGAUGAUAAAGUUAUUGUAGAGAUUUUUCUGGAAGGAGGUAGAGAAUUUACAACGAUCGUCCUAGAUGUGGGUUCUGGUUUUGAUUGCCAGCCAGUUGCUCUACUCCCGACAGAGGUGGAACUUCUAUCUCAUGGCAGUGCCGAUUCAAGUGAAAAGGAUAUUAUUUUUAAUUAUCGGCGGAAAUAUCUGCCGACACAGCAGGUUGCUUACCACACUCCACCUCAUUUUCCGGAAGAUGUAAUUACAAAUAUUCGUAAAGGAGCUUCUUUGUUAUUUCAACGGCUUGGCCUACGAGAUUUCGCUAGAAUCGAUGGUUGGUUUUUGCCGCCUUCUGCCCAUACUGCUUACCUCACAGGCAAUAAGUUCGGACGGUCCGAGUCGGGGACGAUAGUAUUCACUGAUAUUAACUUGAUUAGUGGGAUGGAACAAACAAGUUUCUUGUUUCAGCAAGCCUCGAAGGUCGGAUUUUCGCACUCCAAUAUCCUCCGCACAGUAAUCCAACAUGCUUGCUUGAGGUUUCCCGACAUUCGACAAGUAAGUCCCUCUCCGAGAAAAGAAUCUUCACAAACUAAUAAAGAUUUCCGAAAACAUCAAAACCCAAGGAAAGUUUAUGUUAUUUUCGGUGGGGACACUUCGGAACGGCAAGUAUCUCUUAUGAGUGGCACGAAUGUUUGGUUGAAUCUACAAUCAUUCGAUGAUCUCGAAGUGAUUCCAUGCUUGCUUGCCCCGUCAAAUGGGUACUCGUCCAAUAUGGACUCUGAUGAAACUAACUCGGGAGUAAGCUCAAGGAUGGUUUGGUCCUUACCAUACUCUGUUGUGCUCAGACAUACGACUGAAGAAGUUCUUGACGCAUGCAUCGAGGCAAUUGAACCCGUUCGGGCAGCGUUGACUUCAAGGUUGAGGAGUCAAGUAAUGGAUGACAUUCUAGAAGGCUUGAAGAAACACGAUUGGUUCAGAGGGUUUGAUAUAUCUGAUGAUUUACCAAAGAAAUAUUCGCUCGACCAAUGGAUCAAGCAAGCUAAAGCAGACGGGGCAACAGUUUUUAUUGCAGUUCAUGGAGGAAUAGGCGAAGAUGGUACACUCCAAUCGUUGUUAGAGGCUGAGGGAGUUUUUUAUACCGGACCUGGUGUCGCUGCUUCAAAGACAUGUAUGGACAAAGUUGCAACUUCCGUUGCCCUUGAACAUCUUACGGCUGAAGGUGUCCUCACAAUUAGUAAGGAUGUGCGUAAGAAAGAGGAUUUAUCGAAAAUGCAGCCGGUCGAAAUUUGGAAGGAGUUGACAUCGAAACUCCGGUCCAAAACAUUGUGCGUGAAACCAGCUAGAGACGGUUGCUCGACUGGAGUAGCAAGAUUAUGUUGUGACGGGGAUCUUGAGGUGUACAUUAAAGCCCUGGAAAACUGUCUACCACGGAUUCAACCUAAUAGUUUAUCGAAGGGGCAUGGAAUGAUUGAAAUGCCAAUUCCUCCACCAAAGCUUUUGAUAUUCGAGCCUUUUGUUGAGACUGACGAGAUAACAUUUUCGUCCCAAUUAAGUUCUGGAAAUGCAAACGAACUUCUGUGGAAAGGAAACAGCCGAUGGGUUGAAAUUACAGUUGGUGUUAUCGGAAAACGUGGGUCAAUGCGGUCGUUGACUCCUAGCGUCACUGUUAAAGAAAAUGGAGAUAUUUUGUCACUCGAGGAGAAAUUUCAAGGUGGGACUGGCAUCAACCUGACUCCACCACCUCUCUCGAUUAUAAGUAACGAGGCCCUCGAUAAAUGUAAAAACCGUAUCGAACUCAUAGCAAACACCCUCCAUUUGGAAGGAUUUUCAAGAAUCGAUGCAUUUGUGGAUGUUGAUUGUGGCGAGGUGUUAAUUAUAGAGGUUAACACAGUUCCUGGGAUGACACCUUCCACUGUCCUAAUUCAUCAGGCACUUGCAAAUCAACCUCCCAUGUAUCCUCACCGAUUUUUUCGGUCACUGCUCGAUUUCGGUUCCGAGAGAUAUUUGUAAAUUGAUUUUUUUUUUAAAUUUGUAAUCUAUCCUCUGUUUUCGAAUUUAGCCAUUUUUCUUGUUUGCGAUAAAAACAUGGAUAAUACAAUCCCUAAAAAUAUCUUCAAUAACAAGUCUAUUUCAGUGAAUGAAAAUACGGCUUUGUAGAUGCUA